Molecule: messenger RNA, 806 nt
Organism: Vigna unguiculata (cowpea)
Lineage: Eukaryota; Viridiplantae; Streptophyta; Magnoliopsida; Fabales; Fabaceae
Product: thioredoxin-like protein YLS8
Biological process (GO): mRNA splicing, via spliceosome
Cellular component (GO): U4/U6 x U5 tri-snRNP complex; spliceosomal complex; U5 snRNP
Source: RefSeq, a predicted model, not a curated record
UAUUGUUGUCUUAGUGUCCAAAUUUAUUUUGGGGACAAAUAAUAGGCGUAGAAUAAAGAAUGGAAUCUGUUGUGGAAGAAAGAAGGUAGAAGGUGUAAGGUGUUUCUAGACAGUUCGUUUGUGGGUUGAAAUAGAAAUAGAUACAUUAGACUGUGAGAGAAUACAUUAUUAUUAUUAGAUUGCAUGAAGAAGGAGUGAAGAAGGAGAUAGAAAUGUCUUACUUGUUACCACAUUUACACUCUGGUUGGGCCGUUGAUCAGUGUAUUCUCUCAGAAGAAGAACGAGUUGUCGUCAUUCGCUUCGGCCACGAUUGGGAUGAAACCUGCAUGCAGACGGAUGAAGUGCUGGCAUCGGUCGCUGAAAAGAUUAAAAAUUUCGCUGUGAUUUAUGUUGUGGAUAUCAGCGAGGUGCCUGAUUUCAACACCAUGUACGAGUUGUAUGACCCAUGCACUGUAAUGUUCUUUUUUAGGAACAAACAUAUCAUGAUAGACCUUGGAACCGGAAACAACAAUAAGAUUAACUGGCCUCUCAAAGACAAGCAAGAGUUCAUUGAUAUUGUCGAAACAGUGUACCGUGGAGCGAGGAAGGGACGUGGUCUUGUCAUUUCUUCUAAAGAUUACUCUACCAAGUACCGUUACUGAGUUACACUAACUUACCUCUGCAAUUUCUUAAUAUCUCACCAUGAACUUGUCUUCAUCACCUUUGAACAAUGAUGUUCAAUCACCAAUGGCUAUGUUCCAUGUUGACUGUAGUGUGAUCAAUGUUAAUGGACAUUGCUUUGUAAUUGAUACUAUCAAUGUUAAUGU